Messenger RNA from Glarea lozoyensis ATCC 20868, 366 nucleotides. RefSeq lists its product as uncharacterized. Bases 1 to 366 code for a protein of 121 amino acids. The transcript is spliced from 2 exons. Lineage: Eukaryota; Fungi; Ascomycota; Leotiomycetes; Helotiales; Helotiaceae. The record is from RefSeq and is a predicted model, not a curated record.
AUGCAGUUCGCCAUCGCUUCCAUUAUCCUCGGCUUUGCCGCCAUCGCCUCCGCCGGUGUCGCUGGUGAUGCCAGUAUCUUCGCUCGUCAAAAUGCCGGCCGUCCAGUUCCUUCAGGAAAUUGCUGUGUCGCUGCCACUAGCGUGAAGCAGGAUACUUGCACUGCUACCAACGGACAAACUGGAAAGUGUGUGCCAGGUGGUGCUGGAGCUUGCAACGGUGCGCUUAACUGUGUCGCCGACUCGGGCUUAACUUGCGAUGCCAGCAUCAUUGAGCGUGGCAAGCCUCUUUGCCGUGCUAAGGUUGCCAACGGUCUCCAGGAUGGAGCUAAGGUCAUCACUAGCCUUUCUCAAGCCAAGGUCAACUAA